AUGGCGACGGACAUUGCUCCGUCCGGGGGCCGCCCCGGUAGCGGCGCCGGCAAGGAGGCGGCGGAGGCAGCGAUGACACCGGACCCGGCGCCACUUCCGCUGCCGCCAACGACCACGAAGGCGACGACGGGCACGGAAACGACGGCGGCGACGGCAGCCACCACACCGGGGCCGAAGGCCGUGGCGUGGGCCAAAAAGGCGCUCAGUCUCGUGCUGGCACAGUGGCUGAUCAUCGGCUUCGGCCUGGCCUGCGUGCUGGCCUAUUUCUUCCCUUCCGUGGCCGCUCAUGGCGGUACGAUUCGCUCCGAGUACAGCAUCCUAUACGGCGCCGUGGCCUUCAUCUUCCUCGUCAGCGGGCUGCAGCUCGCUCCCGCAAAGCUGCGCGAGAACGCGACCAACUGGCGACUACACAUCGUGGUGCAGGGCAUCAGCUUCGUCGUCUUUCCGGCCGCCGUCCUGGCGAUCGUGCACAUCUCCCUCGCCGCCGGCGCCCUGCGCUCCCACACCCCCGCCCUCCCAGUUUUGCUCGGCAUGCUGGCCCUCGCGUGCCUCCCCACGACCAUCGCCUCCAACGUGCUCAUGACGCGCGCCGCGGGCGGCGACGACGCCGCCGCAGUCAUCUCCGUCGUCGUCGGCAACGUCGCCGGCGCGUUCCUCUCCCCGCUCCUCAUCUACGCCUUCUUCCCCUCCGGCGACCCUGCCUACACCCCCUGGCGCCCCGCAGAGCCCGCCACCCUCGGCCGCAUGUACGCCGACGUCGCCAAGCAGCUCGGCCUCAGCGUCGUGCUGCCUCUCAUUGUGGGACAGGCGCUGCGCUGGCGGUGGGAGGAUAAGACGCGCAGGCUGCUCGAGGUGACGCGCCUGGGCAAGGUGUCGAGCUGCUGCCUCGUGCUGCUCGUAUGGACCACCUUCUCGGGCGCCUUCAAGACAGGCGCCCUCUACCGCCUCUCCCCGGCCUCAGUCAUCUUCAACGUCUUCCUCAAUAUGGCGCUGUACCUGAUAUUCACGGUCGUAUGCUUCCUGUCCGCACGUCCUCCGGCCUUCCUGUGCGCUCUCGGUACCCCGCCCUCUCCCUCACCAUCUCCGUCCUCCACGCCGUCAUCCGCCUCGUCGCUUCUCACCCGCCUCUCCCGACGCAUUCUCUCCCUCAUCUUCCGCCGCAUGCCCCGCGAGCAGGUCGUCGCCGUGUGCUUCUGCGGUGCUGCCAAGACCACCAGCUUGGGCAUCCCGCUCGUAGCCGCCAUGUGGAGCGCCAGCGAUGACCUGACGAGGUCUCUGAUCCAGAUCCCGGUGCUGCUGUACACGAUCGAGCAGGUGUUUGUGGCGCAGAUACUCGUCUACGUGUUCAAGUGGUACCUGCGCAGGGGCCGCAAGGCCGACGCCGAGUCUGGGACCGAGUCGGGUGCGGAAGGCACUGCUGAUGCUAAUGUGCAGACUCGCGCGCAGGAACAGGAGCAGGGUCGUCCACGGGAGGACGAUGACUCUACGACACUAGUGCAGGUGGUGCCAGAAGGCAACUCGAAGGCACAGUAG
Purpureocillium lilacinum is the source of this 1533-nucleotide messenger RNA. RefSeq lists its product as uncharacterized. Gene Ontology annotation, cellular component: plasma membrane. NCBI's taxonomy places the organism in Eukaryota, Fungi, Ascomycota, Sordariomycetes, Hypocreales, Ophiocordycipitaceae. The record is from RefSeq and is a predicted model, not a curated record.